Molecule: messenger RNA, 4000 nt
Organism: Cyprinodon variegatus (sheepshead minnow)
Lineage: Eukaryota; Metazoa; Chordata; Actinopteri; Cyprinodontiformes; Cyprinodontidae
Product: serine/threonine-protein kinase 35-like
Exons: 3
Coding region: 254-1519 (421 amino acids)
Biological process (GO): axon extension; protein autophosphorylation; peptidyl-serine phosphorylation
Cellular component (GO): autophagosome; cytoplasm
Molecular function (GO): protein serine/threonine kinase activity; ATP binding
Source: RefSeq, a predicted model, not a curated record
AGCUGGAACAUUUUGUUUAGGAAGCCAAAAUAUUUAGGACGGUUGGACGGGCAGCCUCUGGUGCUUGAGCAGGUUUUUCAGCAACUCUAGCAUUUUGAAAACAAAUCUGCCAUUUUACACAGGCAGAGGUGUAACUUCUCCGAACCCCCAACCAGGAAGACGCUAAAAACGACCAACUUUAUUUGAUAAGAGUUUGAGUAAUGACAGAUAAACACGACAUCGCUUCAUGUCUACUUUUAACUAAAAGUAAGUUAUGGGUUUAUCCGUUGGGAAGAGAAGAAGGAAGGUAAGCGGAAGAGUGCGGAGCGACAGGCGGAGCGUGGCCGCCAAGAUGAAGCGGGAGGCGGUGAAGGUCCUCCGCUCCCUCACUGUCGAGAACAACAACAAACACGCUGAGGCCAUGGACGAGGAAGAGGACGAGGACUGCUUCUCGAUCUCCUUCCUUCGGAGUGACCCCUCCAGACCGACUGCCACCGUGUCUCCUCGCUACAGCCUGCUCCGGGAGGUGGGUCGGGGAAGCUACGGGGUGGUGUACGAGGCCGUGGCCAGGAAAACAGGGGCUAGGGUGGCGGUAAAGAGGCUCCAAUGUGACGCACCUGAAAACGUCGAACUAGCCUUGGCUGAGUUCUGGGCCCUGACGAGCCUGGAAAACCGACACCAGAAUGUGGUUCAACUAGAGGAGUGCGUGCUGCAGAGGAACGGCCUAGCCCAGAAGAUGAGCCACGGUAACAAGAAGUCCAAGCAGUACCUGCGCCUGGUGGAGACCUCCCUCAAAGGUGAACGCAUCCUUGGUUACCCAGAGCAGCCAUGUUUCCUUUGGUUCGUCAUGGAGUUUUGUGAAGGUGGAGAUCUCAACCAGUACAUCUUAUCUCGGCGACCCGACCCCCAGACCAACAGAAGCUUUAUGCUCCAGCUAACGAGUGCCAUCGCUUUCCUGCAUAAGAACAACAUUGUCCACCGGGAUCUAAAGCCAGACAACAUUCUCAUCUCACAGAAAUCUGGAUCACCAGUACUCAAGGUAGCAGACUUUGGCCUUAGUAAGGUUUGCGCAGGGCUAAACUCCAAGAAUUGUGAAGAAGAUCCUACAGUAAGAGCUGGUGCCAGAGGAAGCAAUCAGAACAACAUUGUCAACAUAAAUAAGUUCUGGUUGUCGUCGGCUUGUGGCUCUGACUUCUAUAUGGCCCCAGAGGUUUGGGAGGGCCACUACACAGCUAAAGCCGACAUCUUUGCCCUUGGCAUCAUCAUUUGGGCAAUGAUCGAACGUAUCACGUUUAUUGAUGCAGAAUCAAAGCGUGAGCUGUUGGGUACCUAUGUUCGACAAGGCUCUGAGAUCAUACCUGUUGGAGAAGCUCUGCUUGAGAAUCCCAAGAUGGUUCUCCACAUCCCUCAGAAAGCCAGAAGCUCAAUGUCUGAAGGAGUAAAGAAACUUCUGCUUGACAUGCUUGCAGUAAACCCCCAGGACAGACCAGAUGCUUUCCAGCUGGAAAUGCGGAUGGAUCAAGUCACUUGUGCAGCAUGACAAACAUCUUGAGACCUUUCCUCCCCCCACCCCAACUUUUUAAAGAAGGGACCUUUUUCCUUUCCAGCCUCUUCAACCUCAUGGCCAUGGAUGGACAGAGGAAAAGGACUCCACUACCUGAACUGUGAAGAUUAACGAUACUGAGCUGAGCUGCAAGGGACAAAUAUUCCAAAGCUCUGGGCAGAAAAAUAUGCAAAUAAAUCUUUACGGUCUCAUUUUCCUAUUUGCUAUGUAGAACUGGGAAAUUGACAGAGGCAGAGUAAUGUCUGAGCGCUGGCCAGGAUCAGUUUUUACUUUCUAAUGUUUUUUUUUUAUUUUUUUGGUUGUUUGAGCCCUUCUCCCCUAACUUUGGACUGUACUGAGCGGUGAUGCUGGUUUGCUAACUGCUCCAGUGGUUUCAUUGGUCAAAGCAUUCACAGGAGUAAGAAUUAAAGAGCAGACGACUGCUUCCCCCAAAAACCACCUCGUGCCUUUAAGUGGAGUCACACCAAGUGCGAUUGGAUCUUCGUGAGAACUCAUUCUAUAGGUUCUAAACCAAGAUGGAAAUCGGAGAAGUCUGUGAGCUUGUGAAAUUUCAGGCUGAUGAAAUGUGCAACCGAUGAACAGAGUCUUUCUUUUUUUUUAAUGUUGUGACACUUUUUGAAUGAAUUAUUAAGCGGGUAUGAUGUCUGAUGAGAAUGUUAUGAACUGAGACCCCUGCUGUCCUUAAACACUGAGGUGCAAUUUGGAAUCAGAGAAAUGGCCUAAAAGUAUAAAUUAAUACAAUUACACACAAUAUGUCUUGGUUUGCAAAUCUGUGCCACAUUCCAAAGGCAGAGGGGUAAAGAUAUUUAACAAGUUUUUGGUAUUGAUGUGAACUAGAAGUAGCAGGCCUUUUAGCCCGUGCAAUUACAAACAAGCAAGCAGAAUUUAAACUGGUCUUAUUGGGCAUUAGUUCCUGUUUUAUCCAAAGAGCCCCUGUUGGACCACAGUUGCACACAGUUUUCUUUGCAUUAAAGUAUUUUUUAUGGGUUCAUGACCAAGAAAUUUCUUUUUGAUGAAUUUAGUGCUAGCAGCCAUUUUAGCAACUGAAUGUUGUUGUUUUUUCCUUUUUUUUUUUUUUUUUUUCUGUUGAGGUUUUUUUUGGUGUACUGAAAACUUAAAAAUCUCUAAAGAAAUUUGAGACUAUGCAGAUAUUUACGGUAUAGCAGGGAUGGGUUCAAUGGUGAGGUUUUGAAGUGGAUUACUUUGUAGCUUUACACCCUAGCAGUAUUGAGUCUUACAUGUUUCCUUAACUGUUAUUUGUAGCUUUCUUCGUAAUGUGAGGAUCAACCAUCUAAGAACAAAUUCCUAAAGGCACCAGGGGAUGCCCCUCUUUCUCUGUUUCUUUCCCUCUUUAAAUUGAGGCGACUUGAACUCUAUAGUGGCACAAAUGCUGCUUUGAUUAGAGCCUGCUGGCUGUUCGGAUAGGGAAUUAUAAAACAUUUGGGCUCCACUGCAAUCGAGCUCCAAGUGAAUUGAAAAUGAGAGAGAUUGAAGAACUUCAAGAGGAAUAGAAAUGAACAAGGUGCUGACAGAGAAGGGGGGUACUAUAGGAAAGCUGGCAGGGCUGAACAAUUGUUGGCUUCCACAGUAGGACAUAAGAGUCUAGCUUUCAGAGUAAUUUAUUGACUUUGCAGUAUGUGGACACUCCUUUCCUUCAUAGUGUGAUCCUACCUCAUGCUUAACAUUCAUCACUUUUCACUGUCUUGAGUAACUUUUAGUUCUUCAGAUAUGGUCUGUUUUGAGUGGGAAAUAUUUUUACAUGAUUUUUUAUCUAAUAGGCUUUUCCUUGUGAUGCUUUGGCUAACAGUUAGCACCGGUCUUUAUCAAUGGUUCUGGCAAGAUGUGCAUCCUCUUCUUUGUAGUCUGCAGUAUGUGGUAUACAUUUUAAACCUAGAGGUGUUUCACCUCCAAGAGUUUUAUGAGGAUUUUCUCUUAAGCUGGAUCGUGGUUUUUAAAGCCGCCUUGGCACAUUUCAACAGGAAAGUCUCAAAUGAAAUCUUUGUAAAUUGUUAAACCAUGCAAGUGUGAAAAGGCUGCUUAUGUUAUAAAAGCAGUGUUUGUGUUCAGGCACCACAAGCCUUGUUGAGCUCCAUGCACAUUAAAGAAAAUGCAUUUAACAGUGAAUGAAGGUAAAUAACAGGCAUGCUCGUUUUGUAGAGAACAGACUGCUUAAGACUGGAGGGUUCACACUGCUGUCAGAUUAAACAAAUUUAAAUACAAGAAUGAUUUAAUUAUAUUAAAAGUCUGAUUUAUUUGUGUGGCGAGUCGCAUUUUCUUUGUCAGCUGCAGCCUCUGCUUAAGUAUUUUCUUAAAUUCCUCAACAAUUCAGUUACUCAUGUGGUAGUUUGGGAACGCUAGCCAUUCCUGGCUAAAAAAGGCCAAAAGCAGGUUUUCGUAAAUUAUUCCACUAAAUUUUGAUCGUUUACAUGCAGUAGCGUAAAUUGAAAUGGAAAAUAA